AUGGUCCUCAUCGAGGGUACCAAUGGCCGCGACGUCGGCCACACCACCAAUAAGAAAAUCAGUGGUGGAGCCUUCCAGACCAUGGGGCUGUCGGACCCGCUAUUCAAGGCUAUCCAAAAGAUGGGAUACAAUCAGCCGACGCCAAUACAAAGGAAGGCAAUACCUGUCAUACUAGGAGGCAGCGAUGUGGUGGCGAUGGCAAGGACUGGGAGCGGCAAGACUGCAGCUUUUGUUAUACCAAUGAUACAAACCCUAAAGGGCCAUAGCGAGGUAGUAGGAGCGAGAGCUGUGAUCUUAUCACCGACACGCGAGCUGGCCAUGCAGACCAUCAAAGUUACAAGAAUGCUUGGGAAGUUUACUGACCUCCGUCUAUGCCUUAUCGUUGGUGGUCACAGCAUGGAGUCACAAUUCGACAGACUUUCGAGUAAUCCUGAUGUGCUUAUCUGCACUCCCGGACGCUUGGUCCAUCACAUGGUGGAAGCGGACUUAUCCCUGCAGCGUGUGCAGUACAUUGUCUUCGAUGAGGCCGAUAGGCUCUUCGAAAUGGGAUUCUCUGAUGACAUGCAGACUAUCCUCAAAGCCACACCUCCUUCCCGUCAGUGUCUCCUCUUCUCGGCUACACUGCCUAGCCAGCUCACACAGUUUAGUAGGGCAGGUCUGCGAUCAGACUCCACUGAAUUCAUCCGUCUUGACGUGGAGCAUACAAUAUCCGACACAUUAGAUCUGUGGUUCCUCUAUACAACUGCGGACUCUAAACCGGCAGCGCUGAUAUCGUUAUUACGCAAGCUUCAGUCGAUGGGGAACGCGAAUGCAGACAGCUCGACGGCCGUUGUAGCAGCUGGCAAAGGCGGAAAGAAGGCCUGGUCUCCGAAGACUAUAGUGUUCGUCGCGACCCGUCACAAUGUAGAGUUCUUCGCAUCAUUGCUCACACAAGUUGGCAUCACCAACGCUCCUAUCUACGGGUCCAUGGACCAGACUCAGAGGACAUCUAGCCUCUCCAAGUUCCGCUCGGGAAAGGCCUCGGUAUUGUUGGUGACUGAUGUGGCCGCUAGAGGCAUUGAUAUCCCCCAGUUGGACUACGUUAUCAACUACGACUUCCCAUCAAGCUCCAAGCUCUUUGUGCACAGAUGCGGAAGAACUGCCCGAGCUGGUGCCAAGGGCUNNNNAGGUCCGAGGCUCGAUUCCCGGUCGAUGAUGAGUGCUUAUCACUUGUACUAUAAGACCCGUCCAGCAGCAUCGAACCAGAGUGUAAGGCGGGCGAAGCUGAUACUCAGAGCUGAGGCGGGAGGACCUCAGAGGCUCUUGGAUACGCCACACCCAGCUUUCAGAACAGCGGCUGACCUUGGUUCCCAGAGUGUUGAGGAUGUUAAGGAAAAGCUCGACAUGAUAGCGCAGCUUAGGUCGUUCCGUCCUUCCCAGCAGCCCAAGAUGGCUGGGAGUACGACUGUUAUCAAACCGGAAACGAUGGCUGAGAUCUCCCAGCAUGUGGUAGCACCGAGACAGUUGCGGCAUGAUCUCAAGAAGAUGUCGCGAGCGAAGCAACAGGUGGAGCAUCAGGAAGGAGGAGAGAGUGACGAUAGUGAAGCGGAGGAACUCGAGAACGUUGAAGUUGCGCAAGCUGGUGAGAAGAGGUCAUUGCCUAUCCCCCAACAAGCUGAUAGACAGACCCACAGGCUCAGUAAGAGAGCUAGGAAGAAGCUCGAGAAGGGCGGUGGUCUGCCGCAGCCCGGGGAAGAGGUCGACGGGAGGAAGAAGUCCUCUUAUCACUUGGAGGAGGGUGUGAGUGUAUUCAACCAGACGACGUGUCGAUCUAAUGAGUUCUAUCUUGGCUCCGUUGAUGCCGACCCAGAGUCUAUUGAGGCUGAGGAGAGGGAGAAGCAGUUGGAUAUUGAGAAGGCCCAGUUGGACUUGGUACCUGAUGAUCGAGAGUCAAUGACUAAGGCGAAGAGCGUUAUGCGAUGGGACGCAAAGAAGAAGAAGUAUCUUCCAGUGAUGGUCGCUGGUGAUGGUGGAGCUCCGAUUGCAUCUAGGAAGCGACGUAAUGAGGCUGGCAAGUUGGUGAGCGGCGAGAUGGAGAAGAGCGACAUAUACUCUAAAUGGUUGAAGUCGAGUCACAAGAGGAUACAAAAAGUUGGAGAGCUUGAGGAUAAGCAGAAUACAGCGUUCACGGCGCCGAAGAAGGCGAUCACCAUUGAGAGUGACCACGAGGAUGGUGGAGAGGAUCGGGCAGGCUCAGCUGGGGGAGCGAGGAUGGUGAAGGAGUUCCACGGCGAAGUCCAGAAAGAGUUUCUCACGAAUAAGCAGAAACGGCAUCUCGCGAAGCAAGAUAGAGUGAUGAAUCGGGUUGGCGUGACGUCGAGAGGCGACAACGCUAAGGAUGAGCUCCUGCGUGCCAGCCAGAUCGCUAAGAAUCGGAAGAAGAAGACCAUGACGAAGAUUAUGCAGGACCCCAAGAGGAGAAAGGCUUUCGCAACUAAGAGCAAGGCUGCCUUCCGAGCGAAACAGGCUGAGAAAUUCGCCCAGCGUGGUGCACCGAGGAGAUCCUUCGCCGUUGGUGGCAACAGUGGAGGGAAAGGGCGGGGACGUCGAUGAUCAUGAUGAUAUAGGGCGAUCGUGCUACUAGCCUACCACUGCACAACGUUGAUUACCUAACUGUACACUGCGGC
Molecule: messenger RNA, 2666 nt
Organism: Perkinsus marinus ATCC 50983
Lineage: Eukaryota; Perkinsozoa; Perkinsida; Perkinsidae
Product: DEAD box ATP-dependent RNA helicase, putative
Exons: 27
Coding region: 1-2592 (863 amino acids)
Cellular component (GO): nucleus
Molecular function (GO): ATP binding; RNA helicase activity; RNA binding
Source: RefSeq, a predicted model, not a curated record